AUGGAGUCUGGCGUGACGUGGCUUCUGUGGCUCUGCGGCUGGUGGGGCUUGUGGAAAUUCGCUUCUGGAGAGCCUGGACCCUACGUGCUCUGCCUCAGCUUAGCCUCACACUUCCGGAUCCCGCCUCCGUUCGGGCAAGUCCCCCCCUUGCUGGAUGUGCUGAUGACCUACGUCGUUGGCCACAGCACGUUUUACGCCUGCUGUUUUUCUGGCGUUUUCUUCUUCACUUCGCACUGGCGACCUUGCUGGCUCCUCUCCUCUGUGCCUCGGGCCUCGGGUGAAGCUGCGAAGCUGAGAAUCGUCAGAGGUUUCGUGGCGACGGCCGACCUGAUCCGCCGCGUUGCGCUUCAAGUGCCUGCCGCUUUUUUUUUGCAUAGUUUUUUCGAGGCAUCCUGCGCUUUGCUCAGCCUGCGGCGACGGCGCGCUCUGUCGCAGCUGGAGUCCGAGUGGGCUCCGACGAAACAGCCGCGACCAGCCCAGCCCUGGCUGACGCUGCUCCAUCCCUACCUCUACUUCUUCUUCAAGGAGGUGCCGGGGAAGGGACCGCAGGGUCCCAUCCGCCUCGAGCAGAUCCGGCCUUCCUCGCUCGAAGCUCCCAUCGAUGUCUGGUGGCCGGGAGUUCCGGCACCGACAAAGGGAUACCCUGUGCUGUUCCUGAUCCAUGGCGGUGCCUGGCGCGGUGGCCACAGGCGCUGCUCGCCGCAAGCACCACUUUUGCAGGCCCUUGCAGCUGCAGGAUUCUUGAUCGUCAGCUGCGAGUACCGCCGGCGGAGGGGUGCACAGUGGCCGGUACAGCUCGAGGACUGCAAGGCUGCUCUCGAGUGGCUCGAAAAGGACGGGGCCACAUUGGGCGCUGACUUGUCUGACGUCUCCAUUGCCGGUGCUUCAGCUGGUGGGCACCUGGCGGCGCUGCUUCUGGCAACUCCGCUCCAAAGCCCUAGCCUCGCCCGCGGCGCCUCUGCCAUCCGCUUCCGAGCUGUGCUGCUCUGCUACCCGGCCCUGGAUCCAGCAGAUCGCAGCGGUGCGACUGUGAAGUCUCCCUUCUCUUGUAGUUUGCUUGGCGUCCGGCGUGGGAUGAGUUUCCUCGCAUGGUUUUUCGAGGUGUUCGUCCUCUGGUGCGAUCGCCAGCUCUGGGUAUCUGCCGAGCCUUUGGAAGCGCUGAAGGCUGCGAGCGAGGAGCUUGCAGGCGCGUGGCCACCCACUUUGAUCAUCCACGGCGAGCUGGAUGGUGUGGUCCCUGUGGAGCACAGCCGCCAGUUCUUGACACAGCUUGCAGCCAGGGCUGGUGCUCCAAAGGGAGGAGAAGAGUGGCGAAGUAAGGACCAGCUCUUCAUCGUCCCUCUCUCUCGACAUGCUUUCGAGAUCGCCACUGGCGAUCUGACGGCGGCAUCCUUCGAUGCUGCGAUCACUUGGCUUGAUCUUGGCACCACAUACAGCUGUGUCGGCGUGUGGAAGAACGACGGUGUCGAGAUCAUCGCAAACGAUCAGGGCAACCGGACCACCCCGUCCUACGUGGCCUUCACGGACACCGAGCGCCUGAUUGGCGAUGCCGCAAAGAACCAGGUCUUCGAUGCCAAGCGCCUGAUCGGCCGCAAGUUCCAGGACCCCAUCGUGCAGUCCGACAUCAAGCUCUGGCCCUUCAAGUGCGUCGCCGGCCCCAGCGACAAGCCACUGAUCGUGGUCCAAGUGGAGGGUGAGGACAGCUUCAAAGAGGGUUGA
Symbiodinium sp. CCMP2592 is the source of this 1719-nucleotide messenger RNA. NCBI's taxonomy places the organism in Eukaryota, Dinophyceae, Suessiales, Symbiodiniaceae. The record is from the annotation of a GenBank genome assembly.